AUGACAGGUAUUACCACAUCGCAUGGCAGGUAUUGGCACAUGAAAGUUAUUACCAAAGUUAUAUUUGACCCCGAUAUUUGCACCAGUAAUGGUUCCAAUUUUACAGAACUCCAGUUAUCAUUACUCACAAUGGACUUGAUUGAUGAUUGCCCGGUGAUUAGAACAGUCAUAUCCGUGAGCGUUACCGUAGUCUUCAGCAAGAAUUUCACCGGAAUUUACAUGCCACCAUGGAGAGCUAACGCCAUGGCAAGGCAGCAAUAG
This is a messenger RNA of Plasmopara halstedii, 261 nucleotides long. RefSeq lists its product as uncharacterized. Bases 1 to 261 code for a protein of 86 amino acids. The transcript is spliced from 2 exons. NCBI's taxonomy places the organism in Eukaryota, Oomycota, Peronosporomycetes, Peronosporales, Peronosporaceae. The record is from RefSeq and is a predicted model, not a curated record.